Pteropus alecto (black flying fox) is the source of this 1946-nucleotide messenger RNA. RefSeq names its product docking protein 1 (gene DOK1). The record is from RefSeq and is a predicted model, not a curated record. Gene Ontology annotation, biological process: cell surface receptor protein tyrosine kinase signaling pathway; positive regulation of MAPK cascade. NCBI's taxonomy places the organism in Eukaryota, Metazoa, Chordata, Mammalia, Chiroptera, Pteropodidae. The transcript has 5 exons. The coding region runs from base 484 to 1515 and encodes 343 amino acids. Gene Ontology annotation, cellular component: cytoplasm.
AUAGGACCCAGGAGGGAGGGGGAGGGCAGGGUGCAAGCGCGGCGCCGGGAGCCGGGAGCCGGGAGCCCUGUGGCGUUCCGGCGAAGUCGCUUUGCACGCUGCGGGGAAGCGUCUGCUGGUCUUGGGAGGUGGAGGAAGACCUGGGCCGUGCUCUACCCCGCCAGCCCCCACGGCGUAGCGCGCCUCGAGUUCUUUGACCACAAGGGGUCGAGCUCUGGAGGGGGCCGAGGGGGCUCGCGCCGCCUGGACUGCAAGGUGAUCCGUUUGGCCGAGUGUGUGAGCGUGGCGCCCGUGGCGGUGGAGAGCCCGCCUGAGCCUGGCGCCACGGCCUUCCGCCUGGACACUGCACAGCGCUCCCACCUGCUGGCGGCCGACGGGCCGUCCAGCGCCGCCUGGGUGCAAACGCUGUGCCUAAACGCCUUUCCGAAAGGCAACUGGGCUCUGGCGCCUGCAGGGAACUCACCCAAGCUUUCUGCCCUGGAGAUGCUGGAGAACUCGCUGUAUAGCCCCACCUGGGAAGGAUCCCAGUUCUGGGUAACCGUGCAGAGGACUGAAGCUGCUGAGCGCUGUGGCCUACACGGCUCCUAUGUGCUGAGGGUGGAGGCUGAGAGGUUGACUCUCCUGACUAUGGGAGCGCAGAAUCAGAUACUGGAACCACUCCUUUCCUGGCCCUAUCCUCUGUUGCGUCGCUAUGGCAGGGACAAGGUCAUGUUCUCUUUUGAGGCAGGCCGCCGCUGCCCCUCCGGCCCCGGAACUUUCACCUUCCAGACGGCACAGGGAAAUGACAUCUUUCAGGCAGUUGAGACUGCAAUCCAUCUGCAGAAGGCCCAGGGCAAGGCUGGUCAGGGGCAGGAUGUUCUCAGAGCUGAUUCUCGGGAAGAAGUGUCAGAGGGGAAGCUGGCUUCCCUACCUGCCGCCCAGGAGCACCCUGGCAGCCCUCCAGCCCUGUAUGCUGAACCCUUAGACUCCCUGCGCAUUCUUCCAGGUCCUUCCCAGGAUUCUCUAUAUUCAGACCCCCUGGACAGCACCUCUGCUCAGGCAGGGGGAGGGGUACAGUUAAAGAAAUCUCUCUACUGGGACACGUAUGAGCAUGUGCAGCAGCAGUUACUGAAGGCCAAGCUAACGGACACCAAAGAGGACCCCAUCUAUGAUGAACCUGAGGGUCUUGCCCCAGCCGCUCUCCGGGGCCUUUAUGAUCUGCCUCAGGAGCCCAAGGAUGCAUGGUGGUGCCAGGCUCGGGUGAAGGAGGAGGGCUAUGAACUCCCCUACAACCCUGCCACUGAUGACUAUGCAGUGCCACCCCCUCGGAGCACAAAGCCUCUCCCAGCUCCCAAGCCCCAGGGCCUGGCUUUCCCUGAACCUGGUACUGUAACUGGCGGUGGCAGCAAAGGCCACAGCUCAGACACUGCCCUGUAUAGCCAGGUCCAAAAGAGCAGGACCUCAGGGAGCUGGGACUGUGGGCUCUCUAAAGAAGAGACUGACAGGACUGGGGUCAAGUCAGAGGGCUCCACAUGAGAAGUAGGGCAAGGCUGGGGUUGCUGAUAAGAGGACCGUGGGGGGAGGUGGCACUGGGGAUCAAGGAAACCUGUUAGAACCAGUGGGAACCAGAGGGCUGGAGGGGCCGGUACGAAGCUAGGGAACCAGAUGGAUCAGGGGAGUCAAGGGAAGGAUGAUCAAUACCCAAAAGUCCUGAAGGUGGGACAGAUGGCAGGGCUCAGGGAUGGGCCUUGGGGAGGCCAGCAUCCCUAAGUCAUCCCUCCAAAAGGAACAGCUGCUGGACCAGGUCUAUGGAAAGGGUGCUUCGUUGGAGUAGGUACACUUGGAGGGGCCUGCAUGGCGGCUGUAGAGAAAUGCUGGACUGUGCCUGGAUUCUUUCCCCUGCGUUGUUAUUUGCCAGAGAUUUAUUUUUUAAAGUUUUAUUCUCAUUAAAGUCAGUUUGGGUUUAA